AUGAUCAAUGUCGAUGUGUUGGAAGAUGAGCGAUCGUUGGAUUUAACCCGAUGUCGAAUCCUCAAAGAUUCCAACAUUCCUUCCCUGCCACAGCUUGAUUCUCUUUGUCUGCGGUCUGAACCACUUGGUGAAUCACUGAAGACUCUUUCUCUUCCUGGAAAUGCUCUCACUGAAAUCACGGGUCAACAAACGAGUUGCAUAAUCUUCGAGGAAUUAAGCCUCCGCUCCAGAAUGGGAUCUCUCAAAAUUAAGGAAAUUGACGGUUUUCGGCGACGAAAUGGCGUUACGCGCGAUCCGUGGCAAGACUUGAGCGAUGAAGAAGCCGAUGAUGGUGAUGAUGUGGUUGAGGAGGAGACAUUGAGCACCGAAUGGGAAGAGUCACACGCAAGAUUCGGAAGAGGAGUACUAUCGGGAGAAGAGUCAAUUCGGAGGAUAACAGUCUCAUCAUUGAUUUCGACCGUGACGCACCGAUCUCGAGAAGAA
Messenger RNA from Mesorhabditis belari, 483 nucleotides. NCBI's taxonomy places the organism in Eukaryota, Metazoa, Nematoda, Chromadorea, Rhabditida, Rhabditidae. The record is from the annotation of a GenBank genome assembly.